This is a messenger RNA of Macadamia integrifolia, 1957 nucleotides long. RefSeq names its product ELMO domain-containing protein A-like. Bases 647 to 1492 code for a protein of 281 amino acids. The transcript is spliced from 10 exons. NCBI's taxonomy places the organism in Eukaryota, Viridiplantae, Streptophyta, Magnoliopsida, Proteales, Proteaceae. The record is from RefSeq and is a predicted model, not a curated record.
GUAAUGGAAACGCCACACGAAGAAGACAGACGCGAAAAGCAGAAACCAUUUUAUCCGAAAAUAGAGAGAAAGCGAGGCACUUAAAAGUUCAAACAGUUGACAGAUAAUGGCGCCUCUCUUGCAUAUAUUGGAGCCCUAGGAUUUCGGGAAAGCCCUAAAUCUUUUCUCUUUUCCAAGAUUCUUUCUUUGUCUCUGCUUUUUUGCUUGAGAUCGAGGAAGAUUAUUGGUUAUUCUUGAUGGCUUAACAUGGAAGUUUGAUUGAUUUGAAGUCCGAACGACAUUCCUUUUGAGCUAAUUUUGAGUUUUCGCCGUGGUAUGCUAUGCUAGUCCCUCUGAUGCUGAAUCUUUGGUGCUGUCAAGCGUGAAUCGCUGCAUAAGCUCUGCAAGAAGCACAUUAAUUUCUUCAAAUGGAAUUUUGGCGCUGAUGAAUGCGUUUUUCUAGUUUCAAGGUGAUUUGAUUGGAUUCUGAGGAAGUAAUUGGAAGAAGCUUUGAUUCUGAUUUCUUUGUGGCUGUUUGAGGAGAUUUGGGGAGGAUUUCAUUUGAAGAAAUCUCAGGAGUAUUCCUCGUUUGCUAUAAGAUUCGGUGGCUGUUUGUUUCUGAGGUGCUCUGGAUCAGAGUGGAUUCAGCCAUGGUGUAGCGGCUGAUAUGGAUGACCGUGGUGAAUCAUUCGUAGCUGUGAGGAGGAUUUCUCCGGGGUUGGAACGGGGUAGCUCUUGCCACUCACCAUCCGCUGAAGUUGUGGCAGGAUCGGCAGCAUGGCUUGGCAGAGGCCUGUCUUGUGUUUGCGUUCAGAGAAGUGAAAGUGUUGCUCGCCCAUCAUUUGAUUUAACCCCUGCACAGGAAGAAUGCUUGCAGAGGCUGCAGAGCCGCAUAGAUGUUGCCUAUGAUAGUUCAAGGCCUGAACAUGAGGAAGCCUUAAGGGCUUUAUGGCACGCUGCCUUUCCUGAAGAAGAACUUCGUGGUUUAAUAUCUGAGCAAUGGAAGGAAAUGGGUUGGCAGGGAAAAGAUCCAUCUACAGAUUUCAGGGGUGGUGGUUUCAUAUCGCUGGAGAACCUACUGUUCUUUGCCAGGAACUAUUCGCUCCUUGAAACACCAGUUCCAACUGAGAUUUCUGGAACUUGCAUCUUGAAAUCGUUCCAGAACCUUCUCCAAAAGCAGGAAGGGGUCCGGUCCAUGUGGGAGUACCCAUUUGCAGUAGCUGGAGUAAAUAUCACAUUCAUGCUCAUUCAGAUGCUCGAUCUACAAGCUGUCAACCCAAGAACGCUAGUUGGAGCGAUUUUCUUGAAAUUUCUUUCAGAAAAUGAGUCAGCAUUUGACCUUCUCUAUUGUAUAGCAUUCAAGCUAAUGGAUCAGCAGUGGCUUACCAUGCAUGCUUCUUAUAUGGACUUCAAUUCUGUGAUGAAAUCCACACGCCAACAACUGGAGAGGGAGCUGCUGCUUGAAGAAAUCACACGGCUGGAGGACAUGCCCUCAUACGACCUCCUCAGAUAGUUUUUUAAGCCUGUUUGAGAAGUAUACAGACAACUUUUGGGUUCAAGAGGUGUCAUCCUCCAAUGCGUUCUUCGUCCAAUCACUUUUUUCACUCUUUUUUUUCAACCUUUUUCCUGGCAAAUUACUGUCAGAACUUAAUGGUAGGUUACCAUAAAUCUUGGAAAUUUGGAGUUGUUUUCUGUUAGAUGUUAUCUGGUACAUCCCAGAUUGCAAGUGUAACCAUAUUCAGGUUUAGUAGUUCAUUGCUCAUUCCCUUAAGAGAGAAAGGGGGGGGGGGUAAUUUAAUGCAUUUACAAAUAGGGAAUUGGUCUGUAUGACUUUUAUAUUAGCUCCAGUCACGAUUUACUGGUGAAGUUACAAAAUGGUUGAAAACCUGUUGAACUGAAGAGUUCUUUGGUGUACACGGUUGGAGAAUGUAGGAUCUGGUUUGAUAGAUGGAUCCAAAGAUCUUUUGCUCGGUGUUCA